This is a messenger RNA of Salvia splendens (bonfire salvia), 643 nucleotides long. Its product is annotated as auxin-induced protein 15A-like. The transcript has a single exon. Gene Ontology annotation, biological process: response to auxin. NCBI's taxonomy places the organism in Eukaryota, Viridiplantae, Streptophyta, Magnoliopsida, Lamiales, Lamiaceae. The coding region runs from base 185 to 451 and encodes 88 amino acids. The record is from RefSeq and is a predicted model, not a curated record.
CCUACACUUGUCAACAUUUCUGUGAUUUCCAAAGGUAUACGACUAUUCUUGUGUAGCUAUAAAUACAACACAUUUCUCAAUUCCAAGCAUCAACAAACCUUCAAUACAUUCUUAUCUUUCUUGAUUUUUGAUUUCCUUCAUAAUAACUAUUCUUCUCAUUCUAACUCGAGAAAAGGUUCACAAAAUGGCCAUUCGUCAGAUUCUAAGACGGUCUUUGUCUAAUGAAAGGAGGUCAGCUGAAGUUCCAAAAGGGCACGCUGCUGUCUAUGUUGGUGAUAAUGAAAAGAAGCGCUUUGUGAUUCCAGUGGCAUACUUGAACCAUCCUUCGUUUCAAGAAUUGUUGUUUCAAGCUGAGGAAGAAUUCGGGUUCAAUCACCCGAUGGGUGGCCUCACCAUCCCUUGCAGCGAGGACUUAUUUGUAGAUUUCAUCUCUGGUUUGAGCAGAAGAUGAUUUGUAGCAUUGCUGUUUUAGGAGUAGAAUUUUGUAGACUAGACUACAAUCUCUUAGAAAUUGUAUCCAAUGAGAGUAUAUGAAAUAUAUCAUUGAGAAACUUUUGUUACCUUAAAAACAACCAAAAUCUGCAAAAGAAAUGAAAUCAAUUUGGAUGUGAGAAUACAGAAUCAUGUGAUUGUCUAAUUCAAG